AUGGCAAAAGCCACGCCUUGUCCACCCAAAGCCCAUCUAGAGUGGGAAGAGCAAAGGAGAAAACUCAUCGAGGCUGUUGAGGAGGAUAAACGUAGAGCUAAGAGACGGGAGGAGAAGGAGAAGGAUGAGAAACUGAAAAAAACAGAGGCCAACCAUGGUGAAGACAAGGAAAAGAGAAAGACUGGGGAGAAGGCAAAGGAGAAGCAUGCAAAAGAGACCAAAACUCCAAAGAACACUGCAGCAGCCAGCAAGACGAAGGAAGAUGAGAAGCCCAGGAAGAAGCAGAAGAUGGCAGAUGAUGUUUCACAGCCAGAAGUGAAGCCAUCGGGCCCUGCAGAAGCAAAGGAAGCAAAGGAGAAGAAAGAUCAGGCCACAGGAGAAAAGAGAAAGACUGAGGAGAAAGCAAAGAAGAAGAAGGCAGGAGAUGAAGAGAAAACGACUGAAGCUCAAGCGAGCGGUGCAGCAGCCAGCAAGACGAAGGAAGAUGAGAAGUCCAAGAAGAUAGAGAAAAAGGCAGAUGAGGUUUCACAGCCAGAAGUGAAGCCAUCGGGCUCUGCAGAAGCAAAGGAAGCAAAGGAGAAGAAAGAUAAGGCCAAAGGAGAGAAGAAAAAGACUGAGGAGAAGGCAAAGAAGAAGGAGGCAGGAGAUGAGAAGAAACAGACCGAAGCCCCAGCGAGCAGUGCAGCAGCCAGCAAGACCAAGGAAGAUGAGAAGUCCAAAAAGAUGGAGAAAAGGCCAGAUGAAGUUUCACAGCCAGAAGUGAAGCCAUCGGGCCCUGCAGAAGCAAAGGAAGCAAAGGAGAAGAAAGAUAAGGCCACAGGAGAAAAGAGAAAGACUGAGGAGAAAGCAAAGAAGAAGAAGAAGAAGGCAGGAGAUGAAGAGAAAAAGACUGAAGCUCGAGCGAGCGGUGUAGCAGCCAGCAAGACGAAGGAAGAUGAGAAGUCCAAGAAGAUAGAGAAAAAGGCAGAUGAGGUUUCACAGCCAGAAGUGAAGCCAUCGGGCUCUGCAGAAGCAAAGGAGAUGAAAGAUAAGGCCAAAGGAGAGAAGAAAAAAACUGAGGAGAAGGCAAAGAAGAAGGAGGCAGGAGAUGAGAAGCAAAAGACCGAAGCUCCAGCGAGCAGUGCAGCAGCCAGCAAGACGAAGGAAGAUGAGAAGCCCAGGAAGAAGCAGAAGAUGGCAGAUGAUGUUUCACAGCCAGAAGUGAAGCCAUCGGGCCCUGCAGAAGCAAAGGAAGCAAAGGAGAAGAAAGAUAAGGCCAAAGGAGAAAAGAGAAAGACUGAGGAGAAGGCAAAGGAGAAGGAGGCAGGAGAUGAGAAGACAAAGACCGAAGCUCCAGCGAGCAGUGCAGCAGCCAGCAAGACGAAGGAAGAUGAGAAGACCAAGAAGAAACAGAAGAUGGCAGAUGAUGUUUCACAGCCAGAAGUGAAGCCAUCGGGCUCUACAGAAGCAAAGGAAGCAAAGGAGAAGAAAGAUAAGGCCACAGGAGAAAAGAGAAAGACUGAGGAGAGGCCAAAGGAGAAGAAGGCAGGAGAUGAAGAGAAAAAGACCGAAGCUCCAGCGAGCAGUGCAGCAGCCAGCAAGACGAAGGAAGAUGAGAAGCCCAAGAAGAAGCAGAAGAUGGCAGAUGAGGUUUCACAGCCAGAAGUAAAGCCAUCGGGCUUGGAGAAGAAGGCAGGAGAUGAGAAGAAAAAGACCGAAGCUCCAGUGCGCAGUGCAGCAGCCAGCAAGACGAAGGAAGAUGAGAAGCCCAAGAAGAAACAGAAGAUGGCAGAUGAGGUUUCACAGCCAGAAGUGAAGCCAUCGGGCUCUGCAGAAGCAAAGGAAGCAAAGGAGAAGAAAGAUAAGGCCACAGGAGAGAAGAGAAAGACUGAGGAGAAAGCAAAGGAGAAGAAGGCAGGAGAUGAAGAGAAAAAGACCGAAGCUCGAGCGAGCAGUGCAGCAGCCAGCAAGACGAAGGAAGAUGAGACGCCGAAGAAGGAAAAGAAGACCAACAGCAAGGCGACAAGGAAAGAAGGAGAAGAGAAGCAGCAGGAUGAGCAGGAUCACACUGAGAUGAGCCUUGUCCUGGCAGUGCCCAGACCGUUGGUUGCGACCAGUGCAGCCGGUGGAAGUGAAGGAGAUAAACCCACUGAGAAGGAGCAACAGGAUGGCAAGAGCAAACAUAUCAAACCAAAGAGAAAGGCAGAGACACAUGAAGAUGACAGGAAUGCAAAAGCCAUAAAGGAUGGUAAAGACGAUGGAAAAGCAAAGGAAAGUCUAAGUCAGGAGAUGUUGAUCGAAAAGACAUCGACUUUGGAAAGCCUCGAUUUCGGAGGACUUCUGUCACCACCCUUUUCUCAGAAGAGCCGAGUCACUCGAGAUUUGGACUCUGAAUUCGAUGAGGCAGCAGACCCUUAG
Messenger RNA from Cladocopium goreaui, 2397 nucleotides. Lineage: Eukaryota; Dinophyceae; Suessiales; Symbiodiniaceae. The record is from the annotation of a GenBank genome assembly.